UAUUUGACUGCAGGUAUGUUGUUCGGUGCUCGUCAUUGCGGAGUUUCAACAAUGCGAGCGCGGGGAUGCUACUUGUCUCCAGUACCUACAUUCAUCAAUGCAUCAUAUGUCAUGGCACAUCUACGAUGUCUCGGACGCAAGCCCCUAAAGCACCAUCAGUCUACAGCUAAACAACUUGAGUUUCUGGCCAUUGCACAACUGGCUGCAGCAGAAGAUGACAAUGAUGAACUUCUCGGCCUUGCACUGGCAGCACUGGCUGCAGACCAUAGAUGGAAAUCACUCAGUAAGAAAUAUGGCAUACAUGGAGAAUACAACCAGCCAAAAUCUAAGGAUUUCUUCGACAUUCUGCUUGGACACUCUAGUGAAAGACAAUUCAAAGCUUGGUUCACUGCAAGUCCAUCAGCUUCGAGUUUCAGAUCAGCCUGGCUCAGCUGGUUCUCAGCAAGCUUCAAGAUCUCGUCAUCCGAAUUUCCUGAAGUGCGUCUGUUGCCUUCACCUGAUCUGCCUCCCGUGCCUCUGACUACCUUUGACUUUAGGACAGGCAAGGGCUCAGAGUUAUCAACACCACUCUUCGAGGCUCUUGGUUUUGGAGUCAUAGUGCCACCUGCUUGUGCUGACUUUGGUGUGGCCUGUGAAUUUUUGCUGGUGUCAAUGCAAGGUCACCCAGUGAAAAAAUUGAUGGCGAAGCAAACACAGCUCUCUCGUUCCCGUGCCAAUGAGGCUGCGCAUCAUAAUCUGUGUUCGGAGGAGGCUGUGUAUGUUCAUGAAGCAUGGGCACUUGCUUGA
Suillus fuscotomentosus is the source of this 786-nucleotide messenger RNA. RefSeq lists its product as uncharacterized. The transcript has 3 exons. The record is from RefSeq and is a predicted model, not a curated record. Lineage: Eukaryota; Fungi; Basidiomycota; Agaricomycetes; Boletales; Suillaceae. Bases 16 to 786 code for a protein of 256 amino acids.